AAAGACAUACUGUGAAAGACAAUGCAUGUGCGUCUUUCUGCCUCUGAGUUUUUACGUUACUCUUGUUCUUUCCUGUUACUAAUGAAGACUGGUUGAUUUUUUUCUACGCUUUUAAAACUGGAGUAUAGGCUUUGGAGUUCUAUGUUUUGUUGGAAAUGUAUUUCCAUUCUUUCAGUUGCAAAUGAAGUUGAAUUGCAGAAACAUGGUGAAGCACACUAACAUCUGAUUCGGAGAAGAGCAUCUCCACUGCCAGGCAUAUCCGACUGUAGACGAGGUUACUGGUCAGAUAAUGUUGUGCAGAAUGGCUCAGAAGGCAGCAUCCUUUUUAUAAUGAACAGCUCUCCUACACACUACUUUGCUCAUCUGGAUCCGGACAAAGCAGAAGCACUGAAUGAAAUCCCAGAUGUGGUGUACAGGACUGCUCUGAAGCUGCACUCCCUUCAAAAGCGUUGCCACUUACACUUGAUUGACGUUUCACUGAUAAAACGGAUCCUAGCACCAUGCCAAGCCAAGAUGCAAGAGGAUGGCUCAGUCUCAGUGAAGGAUCUUUCUGUGGCACUGCAAAGACUGUUCCAUUGUGCCAGCAAGGAAAAGUUGAGCCCUGUCGAACCCAAAGCUGUCCAACUCACCCUGAACCUACUGACUGCCACAUAUGACAGAACUGGGACGGGAUUUAUCCAUCUACGAUCUGUCGCUGCUGCACUAAUCGCCUUGUCAGUGGAUAGUCUUUCAGCAAAAUACAGAGGCCUUUUCCAGCUACUUAUCCAGUACGGUGAUAAUCAGUUUGCUCCUGGGAACCAAGUAACAAGAAGCAUUCUAAGAAUCCUGCUAAAUGACCUCAUAAAGAUUCCUGCAGCAGUCAGUGAAAACAAUAAAUUUGGUGAUGUAGAAAAUACAGUGAAGACCUGUUUUAAAGGGGUUUCGAACCCAGGAAUUAAUGAAGAACAGUUCAUGAUGUGGCUUCAGUCAGAGCCUCCGCUCCUCCUUUGGAUUCCUACUCUGUACAGAAUAUCUGCUACUGAAGCUGUCGUACAUCCUGUGAAAUGCAGUAUUUGCAAGAUUUUCCCUAUCACUGGACUCAGGUACAGUUGUUUGAAGUGUCUCAACUGCAACCUUUGCCAAGUGUGUUUCUUAAUAGGAAAGGAAAGCAAACAUCACAAGCAAAGCCAUCCAAUGGAAGAACACUAUAAAUCGCAGACAUCACUAAAAGAAAAUGUGAAACAUUUUGCCCGCAUUGUGAGAAACAAUUUGCUGAGAGAACGCUGCAAAAGAAAAGAAUUUCUAAGAAGAGCCUUAAUUGUCAUGCAGAGUGGCAAUGCCUCGUCAGGCAACCAAGAGUUGAUCACAGGAGAGGGUUUAGAACAUCAGGAAAAUGCAGAAAUGAUGAAUGCUGCACCAGCUAAUACUGGACAUCAGGAAGAGCAGGAAAUGCCAAAUUCUACAAUAGUCAACAGUGGACUUCAGCACCAGCCUGACGUGUAUGCUGCCGAUGUUUUAGUAGCUCAGCACGUCAGUGGUAAAAUGAAGCAGAAGGCCACAGAGCAGCACCAUGGAAAUUCUGCCCUUCAGCAGCAGAAGCCAAAACAAUCCAGAAAUCGUGACCUGAUUAGGAAACUGGAGUUGCAUGAUAUGCAAGCUGCUAUUAGGAUACUGCAAAAGGAGAACAGGUACUUGGAGAAGAAGUUUGAAAGGUGGAAGGUUAACACUCAGUGCCAGCAUUGUCCACAAGAAAAAGAAUGUUGUAAAUUAGAAGCAAAGAUUGAUUCUCUUGUUGAGCAAAACCUGAAGUUGCAAACUGAGCUAAUGCAGUUACAGCAGAUUCUUCAGACAAAACAAGAAUCAGACUCUGUAGGUCAUCCUUUGACAACAAACUGCCACAAUUUGAUGCCAGUAUACACAGGUCCACUUCUUCCAUCUAGCCACCAGGACACAUGCACUGAAUCUGGACAACAGUGUUUGUCAAACAAAAGCGGACAAGACAUACCUAUAAUGGCUCAAUUACAUGUUACAUCUUCAUCUCCUGAGGAUAACCCAGAAGUAGUAGCCCAGAGCUCAGCCCUAAAGGGUCCGAAAGAAAUAGGGCUAAGAUCAGAUGUGAUACACCAGCAUCCAAUAACUAUGCCACCAAAUAGCAGCAGAAGGUCAACAGAAAGCAAUAAUGACGCAGUACAGCCACUGCUAUGGACAGAUAGCUUCACAGAUGUAGCAUUAACAGGAGACUUGCUCAUCACUGCUGAAGUCAACGAGGAUGGAAUCAUCAAUGCUGAGGAGAAGAACAGUACCAUUGCCUGUGAUGAGGAAGAGAAGCUCUUUCAUCACAUACAGAAGCUGAAGGAUGCUUUGUCUUUUAAAGUACAAGCAGGUCCCUCUUCAGCUCUGAAGCAGGAUUUGUUGUCAGUGGCUAGUCAUCUUGAAAAAUCCUUUUCUCAUCUUGUCAACCAAGUUGCAAGCCAGUAACACAUUGCAAUGGAAGUCAACAAGACUGGCCUCUACUCCAUAUCUAAAUCGGAUUUUGUGCUAUAUGUGUUAGAUCUGCUACAAUUUAGCUGUACAGAUAGCAUAAUAAUUUCUUAUAAAAAUGUAGAACAUUCAACUAUGAUCACCGAUACCUGAUCUCUAUAUGUGUUAGUACAUUACUUUUUGUAUUUGAAGUUUAGGAAACAAAAGUCUUUGAUGUAAGUAAAUUAGUACAUGAGGUGCGAUAAAAGCAGUGCAGGAGGGUUUCAGAACUCUAAAGAAGAAGACUAAGUUUAGUGAAAUAUAUGGAAUUUGUGAUUUUUGUCAUCGAUGUGUAUGUGACAUUGUCCAUAAUGUAUAUGAUGAGAUACACUAUUUUUUAGAAACUUUUCAAGAUUCACAACUAAUUGGCAAUAAAGUGCAUUAUUUCCUUA
Molecule: messenger RNA, 2891 nt
Organism: Protopterus annectens (West African lungfish)
Lineage: Eukaryota; Metazoa; Chordata; Ceratodontiformes; Protopteridae
Gene: DYTN
Product: dystrotelin
Exons: 16
Coding region: 331-2457 (708 amino acids)
Biological process (GO): synaptic signaling
Cellular component (GO): plasma membrane
Molecular function (GO): zinc ion binding
Source: RefSeq, a predicted model, not a curated record